This is a messenger RNA of Chanos chanos (milkfish), 1674 nucleotides long. It is a transcript of the gene gpt2, whose product is annotated as glutamic pyruvate transaminase (alanine aminotransferase) 2. The record is from RefSeq and is a predicted model, not a curated record. Gene Ontology annotation, molecular function: transaminase activity; pyridoxal phosphate binding. Lineage: Eukaryota; Metazoa; Chordata; Actinopteri; Gonorynchiformes; Chanidae. The transcript has 11 exons. Bases 1 to 1674 code for a protein of 557 amino acids. Gene Ontology annotation, biological process: biosynthetic process.
AUGCAUCGCAUUAAGCCCCUAGCAAAUCGCUCAUUGAUUGCUGGAGCAUUUGAUCAGUACUCUGCGUCGGUGAAGACAAAGUCUCUCAAGACACCACCAUGCCGGAUAGGGACCGUCAGACACAAAACGGGAUCGGUUGAGAAGUACGGUCUAAAACGGUUCAGCACAGCAGAAGCAACCGUAGCAGCGACUAGAGGACAGGAAAAGAUGAGAGAAAAGACCCUUACGAUGGAGACCCUCAACCCGCAGGUGAAAGCAGUGGAGUACGCUGUGAGAGGACCUAUAGUGAUCAAAGCCGGAGAAAUUGAAAGAUGCUUACAAGAGGGGGAGAAGAAGCCCUUCACAGAGGUCAUCAAGGCUAACAUUGGGGAUGCGCACGCCAUGGGACAACAGCCAAUCACGUUCCUUCGACAGGUGGUGGCUCUCUGCACAUUCCCUGAGCUGAUGGAAAGUCCUGCUUUCCCAGAUGAUGCCAAGCAAAGAGCACACCGAAUCCUACAGGGCUGCGGGGGAUUCAGCCUCGGGUCCUAUAGUGCGAGCCAAGGGGUGGAGUGUAUCCGACGGGAUGUCGCUGCAUACGUUGAGCAAAGGGACCAAGGCGUGCCUGCCAACUGGGACGACAUUUAUCUCACCACUGGUGCCAGUGAUGGCAUUGCUAGCGUUCUCCGGUUGCUGGUGUCAGGUCACGGGUCUUCUCGAACAGGGGUCAUGAUCCCCAUUCCUCAGUACCCCCUCUAUUCGGCUGCGAUCGCUGAGAUGGGUGCCGUGCAGGUCAACUACUACCUGGACGAAGACAACUGCUGGGCCUUAGACAUCGCUGAGCUCCACAGAGCCUAUCAGAAAGCCAAAGAGCACUGCCAACCCAGAGUCAUCUGCAUUAUCAACCCCGGCAACCCUACUGGCCAGGUCCAGAGUAAGAAAUGCAUUGAGGAAGUCCUGCACUUUGCUUAUGAAGAGAAUCUCUUUGUCAUGUCUGAUGAGGUUUAUCAGGACAAUGUGUAUGCUCCAGACUGUCAGUUCCACUCCUUCAAGAAGGUUCUGUAUGAAAUGGGCCCAGAAUACUUCAACAGUGUUGAGCUGGCCUCCUUCCACUCCACCUCCAAAGGGUACACCGGAGAGUGUGGCUUCAGAGGGGGCUACAUGGAAGUAAUUAACCUGGAUCCAGAAGUAAAGGCCCAGCUUGUGAAACUGCUGUCCGUCAGGCUGUGUCCCCCAGUGUCUGGCCAAGCUGCCAUGGAUGUCAUAGUUAAUCCUCCCCUGCCAACAGAGCCUUCCUUCAACCAGUUCCAAAAGGAGAAGGCUGCAGUGCUGGGGGCUUUGGCAGAAAAGGCCAAGAUGACUGAGCAGAUUCUGAAUUGUGUCCCUGGUAUCAAGUGUAACCCAGUUCAGGGUGCCAUGUAUGCCUUUCCCCAGAUAUUCAUCCCCCCCAGAGCUGUGGAGGAGGCCAAGGCUUUGGGAAUGCAGCCAGACAUGCUCUACUGCCUGAGGCUUCUGGAAGAAACUGGCAUUUGUGUCGUCCCUGGCAGUGGAUUUGGGCAGAGGGAGGGGACUUACCAUUUCAGAAUGACCAUCCUGCCAUCCACAGAGAAGCUGAAGGUGCUUUUGGACAAAGUCAGAGACUUUCACGUCAGGUUUCUGAAGGAAUACUCAGCCCUGGAUGAGCCCUCGAGAUGA